GUCACACGUGUAUGUUAUGUUGCUGUGGAAAUACUUAUUUCUACAUGCAGCGUUGAACCUUUUCACCGUUACCUGCUUUGUUACAAAGAUCUAGUCAUGGUUGUGAAGAAGAAAGCACCUAAAGUGGAGGCUGUAGCUUUGGAUGAUGUCAAGCUGAAGAGCCUGACAGAUUCCCUGUCUGUGGAGGGGGAUAGUAUAGCCACAGAGCUAGCUCGGGUUCUGAAGGACAGUUUAUCGUCCUCUGACCCGGUUGAGCAGAUCCAGCUCAUCUCUAAGGCAGGCGUCCUGUUGGAGCAGUUGAGAGAGGAUGAGUGCACUAUGGGUCCUUUACUGCAGGCUUGCAUGAGCACACUUGCGUUCCUGUUUACCACACUGCCAGCUAAGAACCCACUUAAGAGAGCCGUAGCAAGUGCACUAGGAAGUGGCCCAGAUUGGCUGCAGGAGCAGACGGUUGGAUUUCUGUCUGAGAGCCUGUCUUCCUGUCUCUCCUCUACGAGCACAGAUCACUGCUCACACUUAACAGAUAGCAUCACUUCCUGUCUGGAUGGCUUUAAAAUCGUUGAGAAAUGUGUUCACCAUUUGCUAACAGAAGUGCUCCAGUUCUUCCAAAGGACAUUCAAUUAUUAUGUGGAGCAGAACAGGGGUUUGUCUGGUCGUCAUGUGGCCCAGGCUCAGCUGAUGCAGUCGUGUCUGGCAGCGGUGAAGGCUUCAAUGCUGGUGGUUCAGAGGUCUCAGGAACCCAUCACCACUGCAGUGCUUUCAGCUUCAGAUGACCAAUCUGAUCUACAUCAGGCUCUCAGUGGACUACUCAGCUGCUAUACAUGUAUCUUGACUGACGAGGAGUUUGUUCAGACGGUCCAGAGCACUGCUGGGAUGGCCCUUGUUUUGCUCAUUAGAUCUAUUAUUGGCAAUGGAGAUGAUGUACCUGUCAUAGUUGCGAGUCUUCUGCAGUGUUCAGUGGAUGCAGGCAGCAUCGCCCCUCAGUGGCUGAGACAGAGCUGCGCAGGUCUGUAUGAGAACGGCAGGCCUGCAGCUGUGGCUCUGUAUCUGAGUCAUGGAGCUCUGGCUAUGCUCAGCUGGAGAGGAAAGACUCUUGGUCCACAUGCCGAGAAACUGCUGCUGCUCAUACCUGAAGUGCUCCUGUCUCUAGAUACAAGGUACUAA
This is a messenger RNA of Sinocyclocheilus rhinocerous, 1164 nucleotides long. It is a transcript of the gene thada, whose product is annotated as THADA armadillo repeat containing. Gene Ontology annotation, biological process: tRNA methylation. The record is from RefSeq and is a predicted model, not a curated record. Gene Ontology annotation, cellular component: cytosol. Lineage: Eukaryota; Metazoa; Chordata; Actinopteri; Cypriniformes; Cyprinidae. The transcript has 10 exons. The coding region runs from base 97 to 1164 and encodes 355 amino acids.